UCCGUAAAGUCAGCGAAGCCUGGUGUUUGACAUGACGACCGACUUUUGAUCUUUGAGUGAAAGAAGUGUUGCUUUCAAAGUGCCACGCUGCGUUUUACCGAGUCCCGCCGGCAUUCGUCACAUGUCUGACGCCCCGUGAACGCAUCGCAAGGCUCAGCCCCGCGCACUGGCGGAGAGAUCGCACUUGUCUUCUUGUCACCUGCCAGCAGGACUGCUGCACGGACCCUGGACUCGAACGCAACACCAAGCGCGUCCGCGCACGUCCCUGGACUCGAACGCAACACCAAGCGCGUCCGCGCACGGACCCUGGACUCAAACGCCACACCAAGCGCGUCCGCGCACGGAUCCUGGACUUGAACGCAACACCAAGCGCGUCCGCGCAUGGACCCUGGACUCGAACGCAACACCAAGCGCAUCCGCGCACGGACCCUGGACUUGAACGCAACACCAAGCGCGUCCGCGCACGGAUCCUGGACUUGAAUGCAACACCAAGCGAGUCCGCGCACGGACCCUGGACUUGAACGCAACACCAAGCGAGUCCGCGCACGGACCCUGGACUUUAAUGCAACACCAAGCUUGUCCGCGCACGGACUCUGGACGUGAACACAACACCAAUCGCUUCCGCGCAUGGACUCUGGAAGUGAACGCAACACCAGGCGCUUCCGCGCACGGACUCUGGAAGUGAACGCAACACCAGGCGCUUCCGCGCACGGACUCUGGACGUGAACACAACACCAGGCGCUUCCGCGCACGGACCCUGGACGUGAACACAACACCAAGCGCGUCCGCGCACAGACCCUGGACGUGAACACAACACCAAGCGCGUCCGCGCACGGACCCUGGACGUGAACACAACACCAAGCGCGUCCGCGCACAGACUUUGGACUUGAACACAACACCAAGCGCGUCCGCGCACGAACUCUGGACGUGAACACAACACCAAGCGCGUCCGCGCACGGACUCUGGACGUGAAUGCAACACCAAGCGCGUCCGCGCACGGACUCUGGAAGGGAACGAAACACCAGGCGCUUCCGCGCACGGACUCUGGAGGUGAACACAACACCAAGCGCGUCCGCGCACGGACUCUGGACGUGAACGCGUCCACUUUCAUCUGGGAGUAUCAAGAGUAUCAAGAGUGGAAGUCCGCGCCGGCGGCGGAAGUGCGUGCGAGAGAGUUGGGCGCCCUGAGCAAGCAAGAGGAAUGUGCUAGAAAAAGUUGGUGCCAGCUAAUGAUUGACGCGCGCUGCGUGUGGGAUUAAUCAUCAAUAAGAAGCAACAGGACCUGAGCUGAAUGGGGUCCAGCGUGAGGCUGCUGGUCCUGGUCCUGCUGGUCCAGAGUCCAGGCGGAAUGCAGGCGGCGUCCAAGGAGCGGGUGUGCGAGAGCAUCACAGUGCCCAUGUGCCGGGGCAUCGGCUACAACCUGACCUACAUGCCCAACCAGUUCAACCACGACACCCAGGAGGAGGUGGGCCUGGAGGUGCACCAGUUCUGGCCUCUGGUGCGCAUCCGCUGUUCUCCGGACCUGCUCUUCUUCCUGUGCAGCAUGUACACGCCCAUCUGCCUGCCGGACUACCGCAAGCCCCUCCCCCCGUGCCGCUCCGUGUGCGAGCGGGCCAAGCGAGGCUGCUCGCCGCUCAUGAGCCAGUACGGCUUCGAGUGGCCCGAGAGGAUGAGCUGCGAGCGACUGCCCCGGCUGGGCGACGAGACCCUGUGCAUGGACCAGAACAGCAGCGAGACCACCACGGAGGCGCCGCCCUUCCCCAAGCCCACCCGCGGGCGACUCAGAGUCGCAGAGCGGGAGUGCAGCUGCCGAGAACCUCUGGUCCCCAUCAGGAGGGAGAGCCACCCGCUGUUCGGGAGGGUCCGCACAGGGCCCCUGGCCAACUGCGCCCAGCCCUGCCACCAGGCCUACUUCUCGGCGGAGGAGCGCACCUUCACCGCCUUCUGGGUGGGCCUGUGGUCCGUCCUGUGCUUCCUGUCCACGCUGACCACGGUGGCCACCUUCCUGAUGGACACACAGCGCUUCAAGUACCCCGAGCGGCCCAUCAUCUUCCUGGCCGCCUGCUACCUCUUGGUGUCUCUGGGCUACAUACUGCGCCUGCUGGCGGGGCACCGGCGCGUGGCGUGCGCCCCCGGCGGCGAGCACGUCCUCUACGACAGCAGCGGCCCCGCCCUGUGCACGCUGGUCUUCCUGCUGGUCUACUUCUUCGGCAUGGCCAGCUGCAUCUGGUGGGUGGUCCUGUCCUUCAGCUGGUUCCUGGCGGCCGGGAUGAAGUGGGGCAGCGAGGCCAUCGCCAGCUACUGCCAGUACUUCCACCUGGCCGCCUGGGUGCUCCCCAGUAUCAAGACCGUCAUGGUUCUGGCGCUCAGCGCCGUGGACGGCGAUCCGGUGGCCGGAAUCUGCUACGUGGGCAACCAGAGCCUGGGAAACCUGCGGGGGUUCGUGCUGGCGCCACUGGUGGUCUACCUCUUCACGGGCUCGCUCUUCCUGUUGGCCGGCUUCGUGUCCCUCUUCCGGAUCCGCAGCAUCAUCAGGCAAGGUGGCACCAAGACGGACAAGCUGGAGCGGCUGAUGAUCCGCAUCGGCCUCUUCACCGUGCUCUACACCGUGCCCGCCGGCGUGGUGGUGGCCUGCCUGGUCUACGAGCAGCACCGGAGACCCGGGUGGGAGCGGGCCUUGGCCUGCACCUGCGCCUUGGAGCGCCAACGUCUGGGCGCCGGGCCCGACUACGCCGUCUUCAUGCUCAAGUACUUCAUGUGCUUGGUGGGGGGCAUCACCUCCGGAGUCUGGAUCUGGUCAGGCAAGACUGUGGAAACGUGGAAGAGAUUCUUGGCGCGCUGCUGCCCCUGCUGGCGGUACAGCCUGGCGACUCCGCCCCCUUUGUAUGGCGACACCGCCACCGUCUACCACAAAGCUCCUUCUCAUAUAUGACACAUGGACGCGGUAUUUAUUCACCUACUUUCACAUGCCUUGUACAGGCCUCGCGUCGGCCGGGAAUCCAACCUGCGACACCUGUGGCCACGUUUGAUGUCUGCCCUUCAAGCAGCUGUGGGUUGGCCUCCAA
Messenger RNA from Nerophis ophidion (straightnose pipefish), 3065 nucleotides. It is a transcript of the gene fzd5, whose product is annotated as frizzled class receptor 5. The transcript has a single exon. Gene Ontology annotation, biological process: canonical Wnt signaling pathway; non-canonical Wnt signaling pathway. Bases 1292 to 2932 code for a protein of 546 amino acids. Lineage: Eukaryota; Metazoa; Chordata; Actinopteri; Syngnathiformes; Syngnathidae. The record is from RefSeq and is a predicted model, not a curated record. Gene Ontology annotation, cellular component: plasma membrane. Gene Ontology annotation, molecular function: Wnt receptor activity; Wnt-protein binding.